AUGGUGAAGCAAAAGGAGCCAGAGGAAGUUUUCGAGCUGAUUCCCGAAUCUGAAAUGCUCGUGCGGCACGGCCAGCAUCUAAGUCGAAUUCAUGAUAUGGCCAUUAGCAGGAAGCUAAUAAACCGUUCCCUCGACGAGUUCGAUCGAAUGGAGAAGGAACGAACUCGAAGUGACCACUGGGAUCAGUACCUGCUCUGCGAUGAACUGCCGCGACCCUUCAACCCAUCGGAAAUACGUACGUUCUUAGCCAAAGAACGGCACUUCGAGGACCUUGAGGCGGACAAGGCUAUAGACUGGACUUUGUCGGUGGACGAGCGCAGUAUCUUGAAUCAGAACAUUUACAGGGUCGACCGAACCCGUCGAACGCUGAAAAAGGUCCAGGCCAUCAAUCCGGCCGAGUACAUCGAGAGGGAUGUCCAGCUGUGCCUCGACACAUUGAGGCGAUUGGAUGGUCUGCUGGACAACGAUUUGGAGCUGCAACGAAUGAGCGUGAGGAGGCUGGCGGAUAUAUUGCUGGUUCGCGGCGACAUCGAGCUGGAGAUCGUCAGCCUCUUCGAUCGUCUUGCCUACAGGAUCUUGGGCAUGCAAGGAGCCCACAUGAAUACUGUGGACAAUAGGGUAGCCACGUGGAGCUACAAAUGUGAGCCGUGGGCCAUGGAUAUUUGGGGUCUGCUGAUAGCACCCAUGCGCUUCAACAAUUUGCCAAUUCCUGCUAUGCUGGCCGAACUGAGCACCACAGGUGUCUCGGUGCAGAUGCCUCUGAGUGUGUUGAGGGACUGCCUCACCCUGCGCUGCAUCCACACCAAAUUUGAUAACUACUCGCCAAAUGCCAAGAGCUAUGAGCUCUUGGUUACCGAGUCCCCUACCUACCCCACCGCUGGGAUAGUGGAUAUCGAGGCCUCGGCGGAAAACGAGUGGCGCAUGCAGCUGGAGAUACAAAAGGAGAUCUUGGAGGAGAUGUUAGUGAAGCGGCAGCUGUACGAGGAACUCAUUGAGCUUAUAAACGCAAAGAACGAACAGGCGGCAAGAGAGUCGAAAGGGGCGGACAGGAAGGCCCAGAAGGCAGCUAUACCCAAGUUCCCAAAGGAGCAGCCAAUAGUGCCGCCGGGCAUGGUGCCCGAUAUCUACCAGGAGUUCGUCAAAAGGGAGAAGACCCAAUACCAAUCAUUUCUGGAGGAGGUAUACCAUCCCAAUGCACUGAACCUGACAUAUGAUGAGAUAAAUCUUCGCGAAUGCAUUAUGCUCGGCGGAAUAUACUCGAUUAUGUUUGUGGGCCGGCCUGCUCAAACGCAAUUCGAGAAGUUCAACAUUAUCCUGCACGAAGACGGCCGGGCCUUACUCACUAUGCCGGAGGUGGUGGCCGUCCUUGACAAGCCCGAGGAUAGCCUCAGAGCCUCGGCCCUUUCAGCGGCGAGGUCGUCUCACUUCCGCUUGACUCUGGAGGAUAUCGGCAAUAUGAGGUUGGAUCCCGAUGAGCUGCCGUACUUUAUCGUCGUCCUGGAUCUGGCGCCCGAGCUUUGCCUGUGGGGCGAGCCCAAGGUCUGCCAGUUCUUGACGAGUCUGCAGCCCAUUUAUCCAGGGCCAGAAAUAUCCCUCAGCUAUACUGCCACUGAGAAGCACAAGAAGGCGGCUCCAAAGCCGCGACAUAUUCUCGAAGGAAACGAUACCGAGGAAACCCCGAGCGCCAAUAUCUUUCGACCCACUGUCAGGGCGAGCAUACGGUUUAGUGAAUCGAGGUCUUUUCAGCUUGAGAAAUCUGGCGGUCUGCCCGAUUUCCCGUUGGAUGAUUAUCUCGAUCAUCCGAAAUUGCGGAGCAUGGAGCGACAUUGUCUACCGCGCCUGCUCUCCUCGUUCAAGUUUCCAAGCGAGUUUCUAGAGGAGCUGAAGGAGGCGUUUGCCACCAAAAAGGCAGCAAGGCAGAAGGGUCUGGUCCGACGACACAGUAUCGAGGAUGAGGAAUUUGCACUGUCAAAACUUGAUUUCGAUUUCGAGUCACAGCACAAUCCGGAGCGGCUCUUUCCCAUAUUUGAUGCGUUGGAGAGUGUCGAGUAUCGCGAGAAAGCCCCUAAGGAUAGCGAAACAAUGCACGGCUUGUUGGGCACCAUUCAAAACAUCAAAGAUCGGUAUCUGCUGCGGCAGCCGGCUGUAGACCCCGAGAUAAGGCCUGUCCGAAAAAAAGAUAUGAUUUCCGAGGAGCCGGCCACACAGGCACGAGCCAAAGCCAAAGGACACAAGCACAAAGUAAGAGCACACCAUUCGGAAUCGAGAGCUGAAUCACGCCAAUCACUCCAAUCGGUAGCCUCAGCCAAUGAGGAAACGAUGGAACCAAAGACGGAGGUCUUGCACUGGACAACGAAGCACAUUGUGGAUACCACAUUCGACAGACUGAACCACACGAUGACCAUUAAGACAGAUCGUUUGGGUAUUUUCGGCUUGGCCUUCAAACGCUACGAGCAUUUUCCCUUCCGCGACUGGUCCCUGCAGCCCAACGAGGAGAAUCCCGAUGAGAUCAUUCUCCAGUUGGACACGUACCAUGUGCGAAUUUAUUUAUACAUUACAUCGAAGGGAGUGCGCGGCUAUGCUACGGAAUUGAGCAACGCGUAUACGGCGAAACCAGUCAAAUAUCUUGAAAUUGUUGAGCCUGUUUCCGAUUUUCGUGACUUGCGGAAGAUUUUUGUGGAGAAGAACAUCAAUAUUUUCGCCGAGAAUGAUGCGUGUUUCUACAUCCAAAGGGACUACUUUUCCAUCAAGCAUGUGGCCACAGAGUAUCACACAUACGACGUGAUGGCCCUCCACUGUAAGCUGAUGAAGUUCUAUCGGUCCAGCUGGAACCGCUUGGCCUCUCGUCGCGACAUCAUUGUGGGCAUGAAGAAUGCGAAAGACCAUUCGGAUUUAUCGACAGUUAAGUUGCGCAUCACACCCGAAAGGACAACCUUUGUGGAGGUGCAAGAGCUUUGUUCGGAGGAUAUUAACGUCAUUAAAUUGGACUUUCAAGAAACCUGGCGAAACAUUAGCAACUGCACGGACCUGCAUCAAGCCAUUUGCUCGAUGAGUUCCAAUGCCAUGGACGUGCGCAAUAAAGAUCCUUUACUUUUUUAUUACGUUAAGUGGAUGUUAAGUGAGAUUCGUCCAUUGAGUUUUUCUUAGGAUUAUUCGGUGUGUUUAUAUUCGUGAAUAUUCGUAUGU
Drosophila persimilis is the source of this 3186-nucleotide messenger RNA. RefSeq lists its product as uncharacterized. The record is from RefSeq and is a predicted model, not a curated record. Bases 1 to 3147 code for a protein of 1048 amino acids. NCBI's taxonomy places the organism in Eukaryota, Metazoa, Arthropoda, Insecta, Diptera, Drosophilidae. The transcript is spliced from 9 exons. Gene Ontology annotation, molecular function: beta-tubulin binding; microtubule binding.